UUUCCUCUCUCAUUCUCUCUCUCUCUAAAAGAUAUUUUUCCUUCACUUUCUCUCUCUAAAAAAAAGUCUCUCAGCGAUGGCUCCCAAUGGCGUUAUUGAAAAGACCGGAGCCGGCUUGAUCGUCUCGUUCGGCGAGAUGCUCAUCGACUUCGUCCCGACCGUGUCCGGCGUGUCGCUCGCCGAGGCUCCGGGAUUCCUCAAGGCUCCCGGCGGCGCUCCGGCCAACGUGGCGAUCGCCGUCUCGAGGCUCGGAGGGAAAGCGGCGUUCGUCGGGAAACUCGGCGACGACGAGUUCGGGCACAUGCUGGCCGGAAUUCUGAGGGAAAACGGCGUCGUCGACGAAGGGAUCAACUUCGACAAGGGCGCGCGCACGGCGCUCGCGUUCGUGACUCUACGCGCCGACGGAGAGCGCGAGUUCAUGUUUUACAGAAACCCUAGCGCCGAUAUGCUCCUCACUCCCGACGAACUCAAUCUUGAUCUCAUUCGAUCCGCCAAAGUUUUUCACUAUGGAUCCAUAAGCUUGAUUGUGGAGCCAUGCAGAACAGCACACCUAAAGGCAAUGGAGGUGGCCAAAGAUGCUGGUCUCCUGCUCUCCUAUGACCCCAACCUCCGGCUACCACUGUGGCCAUCGCCGGAGGAGGCCCGUGUGCAGAUUAAGAGCAUUUGGGAUAAGGCUGAUUUGAUCAAAGUUAGUGAUGUGGAGCUUGAGUUCCUCACAGGGAGUAAUAAGAUUGAUGACGAAUCUGCAAUGUCACUGUGGCACCCCAACUUGAAGCUCCUCCUUGUCACUCUUGGUGACUUGGGCUGCAGAUACUAUACCAAGAACUUCCAUGGAGAGGUAGAGGCUUUCCGUGUCAACACAGUGGAUACAACUGGUGCUGGAGAUUCAUUUGUUGGUGCCCUACUCUGCAAGAUCGUUGAUGACCAAUCCAUACUAGAAGAUGAACCAAGAUUGAGGGCCGUUCUCAAAUUUGCAAAUGCAUGUGGAGCCAUUACAACUACCAAAAAGGGAGCAAUCCCUGCCCUUCCAACCGAGUCUGAUGCCCUCAGCCUGAUUAAAGGAGGAGCUUAAAAGACUUGGUUGUGCUUCAUUGUUCCAACCACUUUUUUCUUUGGAGCACUUUUUUUUUAAUGCUUUUGUAAUUUUUGCAUAGGAUUUGCUUUUUUCUGUUCAACUAAAAAGGGUUUGAAGUUUGAACCCGCUCAUUUUUACUCCUUUUUCCCUGCCUGUAAUGACGGGAAGGCUUGUGUUUCGAGGCAUUAAUAAUAAACCUUUUUUUAAA
Quercus robur (English oak) is the source of this 1283-nucleotide messenger RNA. Its product is annotated as fructokinase-2. The transcript has 4 exons. Gene Ontology annotation, biological process: fructose metabolic process. The record is from RefSeq and is a predicted model, not a curated record. Lineage: Eukaryota; Viridiplantae; Streptophyta; Magnoliopsida; Fagales; Fagaceae. The coding region runs from base 77 to 1072 and encodes 331 amino acids. Gene Ontology annotation, cellular component: cytosol. Gene Ontology annotation, molecular function: fructokinase activity.